Adineta steineri is the source of this 3834-nucleotide messenger RNA. NCBI's taxonomy places the organism in Eukaryota, Metazoa, Rotifera, Eurotatoria, Adinetida, Adinetidae. The record is from the annotation of a GenBank genome assembly.
AUGGAAACGUUUAAGCGUCAAGUGACUAUCAUAGAUGAAUUAUGGGAUAAUGAACAAUCGAAUAGUAAUCGUCGAUUGUAUGAUGAACAAGAACGAGCAUUACAAAGAAAAAAUAUUGAAUUAAAUGAUCGUGUUAAAAAAUUCGAAAAACAACUAGAAGUAAUUAAACAAGAUCAACCGAAAGAUCAUACGAAAGAAUUAAUUAAACGAAGUUUAUCUAAACAAGCUAGUGAAUUUAAUAAAUUAUUAGCUAAAAAAGAUGAAGAAAUACAACAUUUAAAUGCACAAGUUAAACAAAUUUCAAAACCAACUUCUCUUGAAUCAGCUUUACGUCAAGCCAAUAUUGAAAAAUUACAUCUUGAAAAACGCCUUCUAUCAUCAAAUUCAUCGUUAAAUUCCACUACAACAACGAAUGCAAGUCCAACAACAACUUUAUCAACAAGUACAACUGAUGAUCCAACAUUGUUUCCAAGAACUAGUUCAUCAUCAACAACUUCUGUUGAUCCAACUUAUCAUCAAUCAUCACAAAAAGCAAAUGAAACGUUAAAAACAGAUACACAUCAUUUGACAUAUACCAAUGACGACAAUGCUACUAAACUAAACGUACAGCGUCAAAAAUUAAAUGACCUUCAAGAAUCUUAUAAACAUCUAGAAUUAAAAUAUAAACAAUUAUUAGAUAUUGAAGAACGUUAUAAAAAAGAAAAAUUAUCUUAUGAAUCUUCUUUACAAGAAAAUGAAAAAUUAAAAGAAAAAAUUCAUUCAUUAGAAAACGAUCAAUUAACUAAGAAAUCACCACAAAAUAAUCAUCAAGAUUUAGAAAAAGAACUGCAACUUAGCAUUAAAGAGCGUGAGACUAUUUCAACAUUAAAUACACAACUUCAUACUGACGUGACUAAUCUAACAAAUACGAAUGAACGAUUAACAGAUGAAUGUGAAAAUUUACGAAAAGCUUUAGCAGCUAAAUCUGAUGAAUAUGAACAAUUAAAAAUCAAAAAUGUGGAGCUUGAAUCAACUAUUAAAUCAUUACGAGAUACAAGCGAUUUAGAAAGACGAUUAAAUGAUGAAAAUGAAAUUAAUAAAAAAGAAUUAAAAAGAAAACAAGAUGAUCUUGAACAAUUUCAAAGAAUGCAUGAUACAACAAAACGAGAAAAUCAAGCAACAAUUCAUCAACUUCAAGAUAAAAUUCAUGAUCUUGAACGUAAAAUUCAAUUACAAUCUUUGAAACAUGAAGAAAUUCUUCUUCAAUUUGAAACAUUAAAAACUCGACGUGAUCGAACGUUACCAACAUCAAGUGGAAAUAUACUCUCUAUUCUUAAUAAUCCUAAUAUAUUACCAAAAAUGAUUCAUUCUCAAAUGUCAAAUCCAGAUGAUAGUGCACCGAUUAAAUCUCGUCAACGAUCAACAAAUUCAAAUGAUAAAUCAGCACAUAUUGUUAUUGCAAAAUAUUCUUAUGAUCCAUUAAAAGAUUCACCAAAUGAUCAUCCAGAAAUUGAAUUACCACUUAAAUCAGGAGAAUAUUAUCUUAUUUAUGGUGAUAUAGAUGAAGAUGGAUUCUAUGAUGGAAGAAAUUUAGACGGUCGUUAUGGUUUAAUACCAUCAAAUUUUAUUGAAUUAAUAACAAAUCCAUAUGAUUUACCUGAACAUAUAAAACAUGUUAUUCAAAAAUUAACUGGAAAAAAUAUUCCUGUUGAUGAACGAAUAACACGACAUCGUGAACAAACUCUUAGUCUUGAUUCAGAUGUUUUUACUAAUAAUUCUCCUCCUUCUAUUCCAACAGUUCGAAAACAAAUAAAUAGCAGUGCAUCUGAUAUGUCAGCUGAUGAUUUAUCUUAUGGAAAACAUGUUCCAUAUCCAACUAAUCUUCGUAUUGAAAAAUCUCUCAGUAAUAGUGUUAUGAUUGCAUGGAAUCCUCCAUCAACUAAUACACAAAUUCUUGGUUAUCAAGUAUUACUUGAUCAUUCACUAUAUACAACAAUUCGUGCUAAUGAACGUACACGUGCUUUACUUGAAAAUAUUAAUUUAAAUGAGAAAUCUCAUCGAAUUAGUAUUCGAACUAUAACUCAACAUGGUUUAUCACGUGAUCAAGAAUGUACAUUAUUAUUAACAAAUUCAAAAGAUUCAUCUUAUGUUCCAGCUGAUCUACGUGUUGAUCGAAUAACUCAAACAUCAGCUGUUGUUUCAUGGUGGCCAGCAUCAAAUGAUAUUUCACAUAAAUUAUAUGUUAAUGAUAUGGAAGUACAAACACUUAAACCUGGAAUUUAUCGAUUUAAAUUAUCAGGUUUAACACCUAAUACAAUGCAUAAAGUAAUGAUUAAAGCUAAACCAGCAGUACCAUUAACUCCACAACAACAAGUAGCUACAUCGGUUGAAUUUCGAACAACUUCAUUUGACGAAUCAAUUGAACCACCGAAACGUGUACAAGUUAUUGCUGGUCCACAGACAAAUACAAUACUAGUUUCAUGGGAACAAUCACCAUCAAUAAAUACAGCUCGUGGUUAUCGAAUAUUAAUUGAUGGACGACAAGUACAAGAUAUAACAAAUCCAUUAAAUGAUCAUACAGUAAUUAAUUUGAAUACAUUACAUCCGGGACGAUAUUUAACUAUUCGAACAUUGACUGACAAUGGUGGUGAAUCACAUGAUUCAACUUCUAUCGAUCUUGAUGAUGUUUUGAAAAAGUUGGAUAUGGAUAUAUCAUUAGUACGAAUAGCAUCUAUUUCAAAAGAAAUAGUUGUAUCAUUUCAAACAAUAACAGACAAUGAAAUAAUUAAAUCACCACUUCUUUCUCCUACUAUCAAAAAUCAUCGAAAGACAUCUCGUCGAUUUUCAUCAAUUACUCAAGAUUUACCAACACCGAAUAGUCCAUCACCUAUAUCAAAACCUAUAAUAACUGGAAAAGAUAUGAGUAAAUCUUUAACUCGAUCACCAUUAGAAUCACCUUCAAUGACAUCAUCAAUAAAUACAGAUACAAUACCAACUACUCAAUCUCCAGUUAAACUAUCUCCACAAGUUGAUUCAAAUCGAAUUCGUUCACCAAUAAAUGAAAAUCUUAAUAUUAAAAAAUCAAUAACACCCGAAGAACAACAUUCAUCACCAAUUAAAACUACACCACAAAAAUCAAAGAAUCCUUUCAUUAAUAAACUUAUUGGUCCACCACGAAUAUUUGUUGCUCUAUUCGAUUAUGAUCCACAUGCAAUGUCACCUAAUCAAGAUAGUGAAGAAGAAUUACCAUUUAAAAAAGGAGAAAUAAUUAAAAUUUAUGGUGAUCAAGAUGGAGAUGGAUUUUAUAUUGGUCAAACAGAUAAAGGUCGUACUGGUUAUGUUCCUAGUAAUAUGGUAUCAGAAAUUGAAUCUGAUGAUUCUGAAACUGAAUCUAGUGUGUCAUCUGCUGUAUCACCAAUAAAACGAACACCACCAGCACCAUUACCAUCACCUCCGAAACCAACUAAAAAGAAAAUGUUUGCACAAUUUGAUUAUAAUCCAAGUGAAAAUUCUCCAAAUGCAAAUCAUAAAGAUGAAUUAUCAUUUCGUAAGGGUGAUAUUAUAUAUGUAUAUGGAAAUAUUCGUGAUGAUGGAUUUUAUUCGGGUGAAUUAGAAAAUGGAAAAAAAGGUUUUGUACCAUCAAAUUAUCUUAAAGACAGCAUUCCCGUUGAGACGCCAAUAAAAAAAGAUAAUGAAAUAAGUGACAAUAAACAAAUACCAACAAACGUAAGUAAUGUAACUAAAGUACCCGCCGAAAAACCAAUUGAACCGACACCACCUACAGAAGCAUCCACACUUGGUUUUUUUGAUCGUAUAAAAAGUACUUUUUCAUGGAAUUCCGCUAAUCCAAGUUAA